UUUUCCUUUAUUUUUCUGAAUAUGCUCAAGAUUGUUCAUGAUGGAUGUCUGUUUCGAUUGCUUGUUUCCAGUUCAUUUCGUGACUAUGUAAUUCGACUUGAACCAGAGCAAGGAGAGUUUGAAGACAGAGAAAUAUGGCUACUUAUUACACUGGUUCCGAUAAUCAAAGAGAUACGGCUCCGAUGAUCUAUAUAAGAGAAUCGAUGCCCGGUUCUUAUCUAGAGGGAUCGGUUCUUCCUGGUAAUACGAUGGUGUAUAUGAGUUCCGAGUCCUAUUCCGAUGCAUUUGCUGGGAAUUCUCAGCUGAAAAACAAUUGCACCGAGAUUCCGGCAGUCGAAGCUUCGGCUUCGACUUCACAGCCGGAAGGAAUCUUGUCUAACCUCGGGGACCAUGGUUUUGGUGCUUGGAGGGAUGGUAGAAAUGAAAUGCUGGCUAUGCAACCAAUGGCUGGUGCUUCCGGCAUCAUUCACAGUGGUCAAGGACUAUCCUUAAGUCUUGGUACCCAAAUCCCCUCUGGAAUUCAAAUCCCUUAUCGGAAUGCCGGUUUUGGUUUUUCCGGUGGUAAUCAAGAUUCGAAUAAAGGGGCAUUGUCUCUAUAUGGAGUGUCAACUAUGGCAAGAACUAUUCCUAAUUCCAAGUACCUCAAGGCAGCACAACAACUGCUGGAUGAAGUCGUUAAUGUUCAAAAGGCUCUAAAACAGCCUGAUGGAGGGAAAAAUCAAAACUCGAAGAGUUCCGAUGAAGAGGGGGGAUCGAAGAAUGCGUCUGCAAGCCAGCAAGAAUCCUCCAUGAACCCUCCAAAAGAGCUCACACAUGCUGAAAGACAAGAAUUACAAAGCAAGUUAACAAAGCUCUUGUCCAUGUUGGAUGAGGUUGAUCGAAGAUAUGAACAAUAUUAUCAUCAGAUGCAGAUUGUGGUAUCAUCAUUUGAUGUAGUAGCAGGGUGUGGAGCCGCUAAGCCGUACACUACACUUGCAUUGCAGACUAUAUCGUGCCACUUUCGGUGCUUGAGAGAUGCAAUUAAUGGUCAAAUUCAGACAACAAGGACAAGUCUCGGGGAACAGGAUACUUCGGAAAACAGUAUAGAAAUGAGGAUUACUCGUCUACCUUAUCUGGAUCAGAAGCUGAGGCAGCAGAGAGCUCUUCAGCAGUUUGGUAUGAUGCAGCAAAAUGCUUGGAGGCCUCAGAGAGGUCUCCCUGAAAGCUCUGUUUCAAUACUUCGUGCUUGGCUAUUUGAACAUUUUCUUCAUCCCUACCCAAAGGAUUCUGAUAAGAUCAUGCUUGCAAGACAGACAGGCUUGACUAGAAGUCAGGUUUCAAAUUGGUUCAUAAAUGCUCGGGUGCGUUUAUGGAAGCCUAUGGUUGAAGAGAUGUACAAGGAAGAAUUUGCUGAUGCAGAAAUGAACUCUAAUUAUUCGUCUGAUAAUGCAGUCAAAGCAACGAAAGGCGAUACAAUGACCUCUAAGGACAGAGGUGAAGAUCUUCAACAAAGUGGGACUUCAUCGGCGAUAGAGAGAGGUAGCAAUGGACAGUUGAUGGAUUCCAAAUCUGACAAUGUUCAUGAUGUAGGCAUCCCGGGAUCAACUCCGGGAGCUGUUUUCCUGAAUGUCACAUGCGGAAAAGCUGAAACCGAGUAUGUGUUACAGAAGCUAAGGGAGGAGCACAGGCUUACUAUGGGCAACUCUAAUAUCCCCGAUGAAAGUGUUCACCUGGAUGGUGGUAGUCACCAAUUCAUGGCAGCCACGGCUUACAAUGUUUCGGACUGGAGGUUUGGAAAUGGAAGUUGUGUGUCUCUCACUCUGGGAUUGCAGCGUUACGAGGAUGGAAGCAUAAGCAUGUCAGGUGGAAGCCAUCAUCAAAAUUUCAUUGCUAUGAGAGGGGAUGAAAUGUACAAUCCUAUAACAUCGGUUGGAGCCGAAACAGCGGAUUUUGAAUGCAUAAACCCCAGUAAUCGGCAACAGGGGUUCAGUUCCUCUCAGCUGUUACAUGAUUUUGUAGAAUGAUAUGUACUUGGACUGCUGAUUUAUACUUGCAUUAAUCUUCAUAUAUUCUCUUAUGGAGAAGAGCCGGAAGCACCAGAAGCAGACAGAUUCAGAACACGGUGAUCAAUAAAAACAUAGUACUAGUAGUUCUAAUAUAUCAAGAAAUUGAUUGGUGAUUCAACAUAUUUGUAAAGAUAUGUGAUUUUUGUUAAUAUGGUGAAAGGAAAAAUAUGUACAAAUAGU
This is a messenger RNA of Hibiscus syriacus, 2225 nucleotides long. Its product is annotated as BEL1-like homeodomain protein 6. Gene Ontology annotation, molecular function: RNA polymerase II cis-regulatory region sequence-specific DNA binding; DNA-binding transcription factor activity, RNA polymerase II-specific. The record is from RefSeq and is a predicted model, not a curated record. NCBI's taxonomy places the organism in Eukaryota, Viridiplantae, Streptophyta, Magnoliopsida, Malvales, Malvaceae. Gene Ontology annotation, biological process: regulation of transcription by RNA polymerase II.